Messenger RNA from Cantharellus anzutake, 822 nucleotides. RefSeq lists its product as uncharacterized. Bases 1 to 822 code for a protein of 273 amino acids. NCBI's taxonomy places the organism in Eukaryota, Fungi, Basidiomycota, Agaricomycetes, Cantharellales, Hydnaceae. The transcript has 4 exons. The record is from RefSeq and is a predicted model, not a curated record.
AUGAAAAAGAAAGUCCCUGGCUUAGAACCUGCUACUGCUGAGCCUACUACCAGCACUCCCAAAAUCGAGAAUGAGUCCUCCCAACGUGUACUUUGGCUCAGCAAUCCACACUGGACUGACCAUCUAGUUACAUUUCUCACCAACAUCCACUUGAAACUUUUUGGGGAUUCUACCAAAGUGACUGCAUCUGAAGAUAGGCCAAAGGUAUCUGGUUAUUGCUCUAAAAAGUUUUACCAUGAGCAGAUUGCCGUUGCAAUCUGGGAUGUGGAAAAUGAACUAGAACACCCCUUUUUCCUGGCUCACAAGAACAAGUAUGCACAAGCAGUCAAUUCACGCAUUGACCAUCUUCAUAAGGAGUAUAAAAAGCAUGCAAAAACUCUCAGUCAAACAGGCAUUGGUCUUGACAAAAAUGAAAUAACUGUUGGCUCAGAAAUUACUAACCAAAUUGAUGCCAUUUUGGAGGAUUUUCCCUGGUGGCAUGAUCUAAAUGCAAUCUGGCGUGAAUUACCGAAGUAUAAUGUGCUGACUACAAGCAACUCUACAGUGGAUGGUCAAGAACUUGUGGCCAAUUUGGAUGGUGUACUUAGUUCCUUGUCGGAAAAAGGUGAAGCAGUAGCAGAAGGCAAUUCUGAGGAUAAUGCUCAGCUUCUGGUGUAUUUUGACAAUCAUCAUAUUGUCAGGGAUCGGCCCCUGACCCCGCUGUCAGGGCACCCAACCACACCCCAGAACCACCUUCCCAGACUUCCCCCACUUCCCAGACUUCCCCCACUUCCCAGACCUCCCCAUCCCUACAUACCUCUCACAACUUCAGCCCGCAUGUGA